UGCAACGACAAGUCAUCGAAAAUUAAUCACUUUUUAAUUGGAAUUUUUACAAAUUUAAUGCAAAAAUGUCACGUUUAGCGACUCUCUUCCGGAGCAACAGCGACGCUGACGUUAUCCAAGACUCACGUUUCGAAGCGCGAUCAAAUAAUAUUCCAAAAGGGGAUCUCGAUUGUGGAAUUGUGUCGCUGGGAUGGUGCAAUUCACUCGCAUGCCAACGUCUGGGCAACUCUAAUACGUUUUUGGCAGUUUUUUGUGUCGCUGGACUCUUACAGGGCGCCGUAACGAGCUAUUUUCGGAUAUCGGCGAAACAGGUGGCACUCCAAUAUGACUUCGAUCCGAAUUUGAUAGAUUGGUUGCUGGUUGUCAGCGGAUUGACUCAAGGAGUGUUUGCGAUAUUGGUUGCGUAUUGGGGACAUCGGAUUCACCGAAUUUCCUGGCUCGGAGGCAUUCUGAUGUUACAAGCGUGCCUAAUUGUCAUGGGAAUUAUACCGACACUCGUUAAGAAAGACACAGGCCCCAUUGAAACAGCCAAGGUCACCGAUUUGUGUUUCGAAUAUGUCGCAGGAAGACUCGGCAGUGCGCGUUCGCAUGCCAUAACGACGCAAAUAAUGCUUUUUAUCGUGCAAUUCGGCAUCGGAAUGGGAAAUGUGGCUUUUUAUUGUCUCGGAAUCUCGUAUUUGGACGACAAUUUGAAGGAGCAUGAGAGUCCAGCUUAUAUCGCGGGAGCUUUGGCUGCUUAUUUAUGGGGAUCGCAGUUCGGAUCGGCAGUUGCCUUUCUCGUAGAAGGUCUGAAAGCUGGUUGGUGGAUGGGAUGGACCAUUUUAACGCCUUUAGUCUUCACAAGUGGACUUUUAAUUGCACUUUUUCCACGUCGCUUGCUGAAAACUGCCAUUCAACUUGCUGCCAAUCGAAUUCUUGAGACGAUGUCAACAGCUCAAAGUUUGUCACCGAUGCGAUAUCUUGCAGAUAUUGCAUUUUGGCCUUCCAUACGACGAAUGAUCGCGAAUAAACUUUUGAUGUUCAACGUCGUUGGGUUCAUGCUGCUGCAAACGGCGAUCAUAAACUUCCAAGCGCAAGAAGAAAAAUAUCUGCAAUCGAGGUUUUUCCUUCCGACAUCCGAAGCUGAUGGAUUGAGCGACGAAUGGACCUCACGAUUGAUCACUUACCUGUUAACACCUCCUUUAGUUGGAUUAUCAUGUCUGGUCGCGGGAUUAAUUAUUGCCAAAAUAAAUCCGUCACCGAGAAAAUUGGCUGGAUGGAACUUGAUAACGUCAAGUAUUGUCGCGCUUUUAUUCAUCGCUUACAUUUUCCUGAAAUGUCACAACGGGCAAAUCGCUGGCAUCCGCAAUGGAAAUCUCAUGCAACCGCCUUGCAGUUCAAAUUGUUUGUGCAAAAAUACACAAUUUUAUCCUGUUUGCCCCAAGGAUAGUUUUCAAACGUAUUUUAGUCCUUGUCAUGCGGGAUGCACGAAUGAAGAUCAACUUAACGGGAUAAAAGUCUUUACGAAUUGCAGUUGUGGCGCUGAUACCCAAACACGAUUGGAUUUUACUGCUUUGAAUCGAAUUGCGACCGAUGGAGCUUGCAAUAAUGGCGGAUGUCAAAAGUUUUGGAUCACAUUUCAAGCUUUGAAUGCCAUUGGAGCUGCGUUAUUAGCUUCUAGUUUGAUUGGAAAUUUGUUAAUUACCAUCAGAAGUGUGUUGCCGCAAGAUAAAUCGCUCGCUUUGGCAUUCCAAUUGAGUGCUGUGGGACUUUUUGCGUAUAUUCCGGGCAAAGUUUCGUAUGACGCGGUAGCUCGAAGUACUUGUGCACUUUGGUCAUCAACGGGAGGCACAAGAGUGUGUCGACUCCAAGAUAAUCCGACCUAUGGGAAUAUUAUCAACAUUUUAACAGCCUCUUUGAUCCUUCUAGCGACACUUUUUGAAGCUCUCGUCUAUUAUUACGUCGAUUACUUACCAAUUUAUGGCGAAGAAGAUUAUUACAUCAACGAUAGUUCAACUGAAAUGCAUCUUAUCAACCCAUCACAGCCUCCGGCACAACUUACAGCUCAACCAAAAGUCAUUGAAUCAACAAAAGAAGAAGAACCAUCAUCAACUGCGCCAUUAAUAACGGAACAACCGCUUCCUGAAGCAACAUCUCCCGUGCCAAGCAGCUUAUUAUCAGGCUCCCUGAACUCAAAUCAGCUAGAAACCAUGAGAAAUUUACCAAAUCGGGCCUCAAUUCAACCGAAAAAGGGAUAUGAACAGAAUUUAGCUGACAUUUUACGAACUGCACCCAUUAUGAAGGCACAACGCGAUGAACGUCUCUCAAGAACGCUUCCGCCACAGACUUCCGAUGAAAUAGAACAACUUAAUUUUGAGCCACAAAUCCUUCAAAAAACUUCUCCGGUCAAAAUUCAAGAGAAUUCUGAACCGAAAAAGUCCUUCAGUGACAGAUUUCAGACAGAACCGCUCCAGAGACCGCCAAAUCUAGUACUGGAAGAUUCAAAUAUCAACAAAAGUCAGUCGAAUUUGGCUCCGUUAACGCCUGUGACGCACGUGAGAUACGAUUUGACGAACCAGAGACCACUGAGUCCCGAAACAGAUUUCUAGUUUCGCUUAAAUUUCUUUAUUAAUCAUUUUUAAAAUAUUUUUUAUAUAAAUUUUAUACGAUAAAUUAACGUCUAAUAAUAAAAUAAGUCGAUAUUUUAGUGACAAUUGUGAAAAAAUACAAAAAAUCUUAAUGCUAAAAUUAACUUAAGUUGAUUUUUGUAUAAAUAUUUACAUCAUUUUUGGUUUUUUUUUAUAGUAUACUUAAAAGUUAGGUCUUUGUAAAAUAUCUCUAAACGCGACAAUUUCAAUUCAAAAGUACAGACAGACAGACAAAAAAUGAUUGCUUGAUUGUUUUUUCACGUGAAUCGGUCUAAUUUUGUCGCACGGGAUGCAUGCCAUAGACACUGUGUUGCUGCAUUUGUUGCUGAUGCAUUUGCUGGGUGCCUCCAUUGGGGUUUGUGCUGAUCUGUGAUUGCUUUGUGCUUGUGGCGUAUUGAUCGAUUCGUUGUUGUGGCGGUCCGUUGGCGCUGUUUUUGCUCGAUGGGCGAUCGCUGCAACUGCUUGACAUCUGUUGUUGCAUCGAAGGCGCCGCUCCGUAUGUGGGCAAUGGUUGAGGCGCAUAGUUGGAGAUGCUUGUGCUGCGAUUCGGGGGCGUUAAAGAUGAUCCUUGGUACGAUCCGUAGGAACUGUCGUCACUUUGGGCUGAUUGUACGCGACGUUGGGAUGAAGUGCCGUACACUGAAUCGGGGCGUUGUUGCUGUUGGCGGUAUUUGGAGUCGUCACUGUUGGAGAAAUAAAGAGAAAAUUGUUAGUUUUGUGAUUUUUUUAUAAAAAAAUUGGUUGAUUUUUACUUUUUGUCACAUUAGGAUUUUGAAUUUAAGAUUUUUUACAAAAAAUAUUUAUAUUUUAUUUAAAGUUUAUUUUUAAUUAAAUA
Messenger RNA from Culicoides brevitarsis, 3462 nucleotides. RefSeq names its product solute carrier organic anion transporter family member 2B1-like. The coding region runs from base 66 to 2588 and encodes 840 amino acids. Gene Ontology annotation, molecular function: protein binding. Lineage: Eukaryota; Metazoa; Arthropoda; Insecta; Diptera; Ceratopogonidae. The record is from RefSeq and is a predicted model, not a curated record. Gene Ontology annotation, cellular component: plasma membrane. The transcript has 7 exons. Gene Ontology annotation, biological process: sodium-independent organic anion transport; transmembrane transport.